CUGUAUUUAUUUUGGGUUGGGAUUAGCAGAGGAAUACUGCACUGCCCUGUCAGCACAAGACGCAGCCGAACUGGCUCCAACCGCACCGAAUUGCGCAGCCAAUCUUGCUCCUUAGCUUAAAAAGAUGCUGCAGCAAUUGGGCCAUGUAAAACAUCACAGCCUGCGUGGGGCGCAACAAGCCUUUCCCAGCGAUGCACCCGCUCGCCGUCGUGCGCCGGUCGUUGCCGCGCGCGCAAGCGUCACGCCGACGGAGCCGGCGCCUCAGGCUCCUCAGCAGCAGCCGCCAGCUGUGCUGCUGGACGAUUCGCGAACGCAGACCUUUAUGAACUGGGCGCGGGGGCCCGCCAGCAUCCGAUUCGCCGGCGUCAAGCCCUCCACCUUUGCCGGCAUUCGCGGCCUCGCCGCAUCCAGCGACAUCGCGAACGACGCGCUCAUCGUGGAGGUGCCGCGCCACUCUGCCGUCGUGCUCGCGCCCAAGCAGCGCAACUCAUGCCCGGGCAUGGUGAACGACGAGUGGUGGAAGAACGCCCCCUGGUUCGCGAAGAUGGGCGCAAUGCUGUUGUGGCACAAGCGGCAGGGCUCACAGUCGCCGCUGGCGCCGUGGAUCGCGCAGCUGCCGGCAGAUACGGGGGUGCCGCUAAACUGGAGCGACAAGCAGCUGGCGGCGCUGCAGUACCCCUACCUGGUAGCGCAGGUCAAGGAGCAGCAGCGCGAGUGGACCGCGCUGUACGACACGCUCCGUGGCAGCGGCAUGGCGGCGGGCGCGGCGCCGCCGAGCCGUGAGGAGUUCUGGUGGGCGAUGGGCGUGGUGCGCAGCCGCACCUUCAGCGGCCCCUACAUUGGGUCCACGCUCAGCGACCGGCUGCGGCUGGCGGGACUGGUGGCGGCGCUGGUGGUGGGCAACACAGCUCUGGGCCUGGCUGACCCGCAGAAGACCCUCAGCGCCGCAAUCGCCGUGUUCCUGUUCAAUGUGCUAUACGAGGUCAUUCUGAGUCGCUCGCUCAAGCAGUACGCCAUCUGUCCCCUCAUCGACCUCUUCAACCACACCAGCGCCGCACAGAGCGAGGUGUCGUACAACUACUUUGGCGACUCGUACUCUGUGGUGGCCUCCCGGGACUUCAAGAAGGGCGAGCAGGUGUUCAUCACGUACGGAGCGCAGUCGAACGACUCGCUGAUGCAGUACUACGGAUUCGCAGAGGCCGACAACCCACAGGACACGUACGUCAUCUCCGACGUGCUGCGCUGGCUGCAGGGCUUCCGGCCGCUCCCGCCCGGCCGCGUGCAGGCGCUGCAGGGCAGCAGCCUGGGCGCCGCCUGCCUGAGCAACGUGGCUGUGCAGCGGGCGGGCUUCCCGGCGGAGGCACUGCAGGCGCUGAGGUUCCUGCUGGCGAGCGACGCCGAGGCGGCGGCGGGCGUGUCGGCCUUCGCCAAGGCCGGCAGUGCGGACGCUGAGGCGGUGCUGGCGGAGGCGCUGGCGUGUGUGGUCACCGCAGAGCUUGCGGCGGCGCCCACCACCCUGCAGGAGGACCUGGCGCAGCAGGCGGCUGGCAGCGGAGGCGGCGGUGGCGGCAAGAAGGGCGGCGCUGGGUCGGCCUCUGCGGCGGAGGCGGCGGCGUUGUCUUUCCGGAUAGAGAAGAAGAAGGUGCUAAGCGCCGUGCUCAAAAACAUGGGAGGCUGAACCGGAGGCAGGGGCCGGCUGUAAGGAUGUAGGAGAGGGCGGCUGGGGAUGUAGGAGAGGCAAUGGGACGAGUGACAACACGGUAGUCCGUCCGAUGCAGGGCGGUGUGAUGCGGUGCAGGGCGGCACGGCGCGGCGCGGUGUGCACACGUGGUGCGAUGCAUGUGGCGCGGUGCCGUACGGGUGUGGUAGCGGGUCCUGUAGAUAGACGAUGCAUCGGGCUUGAGACCAAGGGGUGGCGGCUUGGUUGGGAUUGGGAACGUAAGGGAUGCAUAGGGCGAGGGCAUAUUGAGGAUGGGUAUUGGAGGCAGGUACGUAGGUACCGUAAUAAUGGACGCUUUGGUUACUUGGGGAGGCAGCAAAUGGCCGAUGGUGCUGGUGGUGUGACAAGAAGUGAGCAGAACAAGUGCAAUUUUGGUUGUUGGUGAGCUGGCAGGACGUAACUUCAUGGCGAACCCACUGGCCCGUAAUAACACGUGCGCAAAGUGUGAGAGAAGAUCACAAUUCACAAAGUUCUCCAGAUUCGCAUGUGCUACCUCGUGCUGCAGGUGUUUCUCAAAUCGUGGUGGUGGGGAAGGACAUGUGGGGCCUGACACGAACUGAAACGCGUGCUCGUGUGUUUCAUCAAGAUCAGACAAUUCUUUUCCACGUGCACCACUGGCCGCGUGAUUGCUGGCGAGAACCCCGGGCCCACCCACAAUCC
Messenger RNA from Chlamydomonas reinhardtii, 2380 nucleotides. RefSeq lists its product as uncharacterized. The record is from RefSeq and is a predicted model, not a curated record. Gene Ontology annotation, biological process: peptidyl-lysine monomethylation. NCBI's taxonomy places the organism in Eukaryota, Viridiplantae, Chlorophyta, Chlorophyceae, Chlamydomonadales, Chlamydomonadaceae. Gene Ontology annotation, molecular function: protein binding; protein-lysine N-methyltransferase activity. The transcript has 9 exons. Bases 125 to 1678 code for a protein of 517 amino acids.